Molecule: messenger RNA, 1912 nt
Organism: Halteromyces radiatus
Lineage: Eukaryota; Fungi; Mucoromycota; Mucoromycetes; Mucorales; Cunninghamellaceae
Product: PAZ domain-containing protein
Exons: 5
Coding region: 31-1437 (468 amino acids)
Molecular function (GO): protein binding; RNA binding
Source: RefSeq, a predicted model, not a curated record
UUUUUUUUUACACGUUAUUAAGCGAACAUCAUGGCUCAAGCAUCCAACAGAGAUUUGACUGAACUUAUUAUGCGUCCCAAUACUGGCACAGUUGGUAAACAAGUACGUGUACGAAGCAAUUUCUUUGGAAUGACUAGUAUUCCAAUCAAAGAUGUACAACACUUGAAUAUUCAAUUCCUACCGGAGGGUACAUCUCUACCUGUUCGAAGAAACUUGUGGCAAUGUUUUGAAGAUAGUCUCAAAGGUCGAGCUUUUCUCAACAAGAUCAAACCGGUCUUUGAAGGUCGUGCAAAUCUCUUUUCUCCAAAACCUCUCGAGUGUGGUAAUGAUAAUCUUGGUAUUUCUUUUGAAGUCAACCUUCAACAUGGAAAUCGUUCUGGAGGUGUUUUCAAGUCAAAAAUCAAGCCUGUAUGUGUAAUCAACAUGAGUGAAUUACAAUUACUUUUGGAUGGAAAGUCUGGUAUUAUCAACAAUUGUUUAACUGCCAUUAUGGUUCUUGAUGUACUAUUUCGUCACGUUCCAAGCAUGCAAUAUUCCACUGUGGGUCGAUCCUUUUUCACUCCCCAAGACAAAUGUCCUUUACCCAAUGGUGCUGAAGUAUGGCAAGGCUUUCAUCAAUCUGCUCGUCCAACUAAAGGUAAAAUGAUGGUCAAUGUUGAUGUCAGUGCUACUGCUUUCUAUGAAUCUGGUCCUCUUCACGAAAUGUUACCCAAGCUACUUGACCGCCGCAGUCUUGAUGAUCUUCGUCGUGGUAUUCCUGACCGUGAACGUAUCAAAGUUGAAAAAAUACUCAAGAAUCUCAAGAUCGUUGUUGUCCAUCGUGGUGCUGAAAAACGAUUGAAGUACAAGAUUAACAAGCUCACUCCUACCUCUGCUGAAAACACUGUAUUCAAGGAUGAUACUGGAAAUGAAGUGACCGUUGCUCAACACUUUCAAAACACUUACAACAGACAUUUGGCCUUCCCUUUCUUACCCUGUAUUGUUGUCAAGAAGAAUACCUUUUUGCCUAUGGAAGUUUGUGAAGUAGUUUCUGGUCAAUGCCCUGUAGAGACACCGAGUGACUAUCAAAAAGGUGAAAUGAUCAAGUUUACUUGGAAUACACCCAAUGUGCGUGCCAACUUGAUCAAUCAAGGUUUCAACGUACUCGACUACAAGGACGAUCCGUAUAAUCAACAAUUUGGUGUCAGCGUCAAGCCUGAUAUGACCAUGGUCAAUGCUCGUGUUCUUCCGGCUCCAAAGAUCUCUUAUCAUGCUUCAGCUAGUUUUACUCCUGUCGGUGGUACUUGGAGUCUCCGUGGUAAGAAAGUCGCAAACGGUGCCACCUUGGAAUCUUGGUCUGUUGUCAAUUUUGCAAGCAGUAUCAAUGAUGGUUCGGUACGAUUUUUUAUUCGUGAACUAGGUCAAAUGUUCAUUGAUAAAGACUUAGAAAGCCAUUGAAGCCUCUGUCAAAAAAAAAAGGAAGGUAGGUAAGGACAAUGGAAAAAAGAAAUCAGUAGGUACAAGAACAGGAUAUUAUAUUCGCUUUUUGAAUGACACGAUGGAUAAUAUGGAUCAGUAUCCCGGAUUUAAAGGGUAUUAUCUUGUGAUGGACAAUGCGCCAAUACAACAAUCUAAGGACAUUGAAGCAACGAUUACCGAACGACAGUACAGAUGCAUUUAUCUUCCACCAUAUUCCCCGGAGCUCAACCCAAUUGAACAAUUCUGGUCUGUGGCAAAGAGCAAACUGAAGCGGUCCAAUCUUAUGGAUGAUGAAACUUUAUCAGACAGGAUAGGUGAAGCUUGUAGUUUAGUUACUCGUAGUGAUCUUACUGGAUUCAUCACACAUUCUAUCAAUCGCUUUGAUGAUUGCUUGAACAAACGUCCUAUGUGAUACUCUUUUUUUAUUUUUUAUUUUUUUAUUGUUUUAAUAAAG